Molecule: messenger RNA, 1485 nt
Organism: Nerophis lumbriciformis (worm pipefish)
Lineage: Eukaryota; Metazoa; Chordata; Actinopteri; Syngnathiformes; Syngnathidae
Source: RefSeq, a predicted model, not a curated record
AUGAUGGCGACGUCGGCUCCUGUUUGGAAGACGCUUCGCGCGUGCCCGGCAGACCCCCUCGCUCUCUCUCACCCACAGGCUAACCACAGCCAAUCACAGGGGUGCAGGGGGGAGGUGUCAGAGGGGAGUCAGCACUUAAUUGGUGAUGUUCUCACUGACUGGAUGACGGAAGAAGUGGACUUCUCCUCGUACCUCCCAAACCCUCCCUCCCCUCUUUCCUCCACCAAUGCCUCCCUUCCCCCGUCACCCCUUCACAAUGAUAUCCAAGUGCCCUCUGACUUAGAGGUUAUGACCUCUCUGCUACAAGAGGAACUAGCCCAACUGGAGGACUACUUCCUGUCCGAGCCAUUGCCGGAGAAAGGUCCCAGGCUGGGAAAAUGUGAGCGGAGUCCCCUGCUGACUGGUCCUCAACCGUUCAGUCAGCUGCCUUAUGCGUCGUAUUCCGCACCCAACCAACCGGAAUCGAAUCCAUUUCUUCUCACCCUGGCAAGCGGAGAACUAGACCUGCUAGGAGUGUGUGGCGGGCCCGUGGGGCGCUCCAAAAUUCCCAGGCACACCCCGUACAGCUGCAGUCGUCCCAGCCCGUACGUGAGGAAAAGAAUCCCUGACAGUUUAAGAUGCGGUGAAAAUUACGACAACAGCUCAAGUUCCAAAGGAAGCAACUCCGUUAACUCGGCGCUUAGUUAUUGCUGCGUGGAAGAGGAGCAGUUGGCCGGAAAAGGCUACUGUCUGGGCAGUGCUGUCGAGCUACGAAAAUGCUCAAUUCUAGCAAAAGAAGAGAAAAACUGCCGCUUCGGUCACAACUCCGUCGGCAACGCAAGGGUCACCGCAGCCGCUGGCGGAUUCCAUUUUGGGGCAACGCUUGACGACUCGCUAAAGAAAGAAGAUCUGUUGAUGUAUAGCAUGAGAGAGGUGAGCGACGGCGCCGCUGACAAUGAAGUGCUGACCAGCAUCAAAACUGGCGUGGAGGUGACAAAAGCCACAGUUUCAUGGAAAGCCCAAAGCAGUGAAAAUUGUUACAUUUCGGCAACACCCCAGUCCGAGACCUUUCACGGCUUCUUCACCGAGCAGGUGAAAGCGGAGAAUCUGCCUAUAGGGCAGCACGAAAUGCACUGUAAUUUCCUGGAGGAUCCAAGUCCAGAGUGUCUUUUGAUGGCAAAGGAUAGUCUGAACUUGGAAUCUUGCAGGGUGAAAGAAGACCAAUGUGCCGUGAAAUACGAAUUUGACGUCCUUCCCGCAGAAGGAGGAGGAGAGCGCAAACAGAAGAAAAGAGAUCAGAACAAAACAGCGGCUCAUAGGUAUCGCCAAAGAAAACGGGCUGAGUUAGAUUCUUUGGAGGAACAGCUGCACUGCCUGGAAGGGCGCAACCGUGAGCUGAGGGACAAGGCAGAGUCGGUAGAGCGUGAAAUUCAGUACGUCAAAGACCUCCUGAUUGAAGUUUACAAGGCCAGAAGCCAAAGGCUAAAGCAGGACACAACAGGAUAA